AUGGCGACGCGCGCGGCGUCCUCCGCGGCGGCGUUCGCGCUUCCCUCCCGCGCGCGCUCGUCCUCCUCCGCGUACGCGCACCGCCGCGCGGCGCUCCGAUGCCGCGCGGCGUCGGAGACCGAGACCGGGUCGGUCGCGAAGGUUCGCGUCUUCACUGGCGCGCGCGCGGAGAUCGUCUACGGCGCGAAGGAUAACAUGCUCGCGUGCGUCGAGCGCGAAGACGACGACGGCGUGCGCGCCGCGGUGGAGGAACUGAGAGGGCUGAACCCCACGCCCGCGCCCGCGAAGUCGCCGUCGCUGCUCGGGACGUGGCGCCUCGUGUGGUCCGAGCAAUCGAGCGCGUCGAACCCGUUCCAGCGUCUGUUCGGCGCGAUCGCGAGGGAUAACUUUCAGGCGCGUUCUAUACACUGGUUCCCAUACGACCGCGUUGGCGUGAUCGUAAACGCGGACGACACGCUCGAGAACUUGGUGCGGCUCGGCCCGCUGACCGUGUCCGCGAUCGCGCCGAUCGCGGCGGUGAGCGACGUUCGAACGGAAGUCCGCGUGUCCACGAUCGACAUCUCUCUCUUCGGCGCGGUCGUGAAGCGCAUGGAGAUGACGCCGACGCCGGGGCGCGGCGCGGGGUUCGUCGAGCAGAUCUUUUUGGACGACGACAUGAGGCGCGUUCUAUACACUGGUCCCCAUACGACCGCGUUCGCGUGGUGA
Messenger RNA from Micromonas pusilla CCMP1545, 705 nucleotides. RefSeq lists its product as uncharacterized. NCBI's taxonomy places the organism in Eukaryota, Viridiplantae, Chlorophyta, Mamiellophyceae, Mamiellales, Mamiellaceae. The transcript is spliced from 2 exons. The record is from RefSeq and is a predicted model, not a curated record. The coding region runs from base 1 to 705 and encodes 234 amino acids.